This is a messenger RNA of Taeniopygia guttata (zebra finch), 1246 nucleotides long. RefSeq names its product biphenyl hydrolase like (gene BPHL). Gene Ontology annotation, molecular function: serine hydrolase activity. The record is from RefSeq and is marked provisional. Lineage: Eukaryota; Metazoa; Chordata; Aves; Passeriformes; Estrildidae.
UCCUUCCCUCCCCGCCGGGCUCGCUGGGUGCGAUGUUUUGGCGGAGCGCGGGCCGGGCCCUCCGGGCUCUGGCGCUGCUGCAGUUGCAGCCGCCCGCCCGGACAGCGCCGCUCCCGCCCCGCGGACCGGCCGCCUGCUACGGUACUUCAGUAACAUCUGCCAAAAUCCAAGUGAAUGGAGUCUACCUGCAUUAUCAGCAAACAGGAGAAGGAAGCCAUGCAGUUCUUCUGCUUCCAGGAAUGCUAGGUAGUGGUCAAACUGAUUUUGGACCUCAGCUUAAGUCUAUGAAUAAGCAACUUUUCACAAUUGUUGCUUGGGAUCCUCGGGGUUAUGGAAAGUCCAUUCCUCCAUCUCGAGACUUUCCUCCAGAUUUCUUUGAGAGGGAUGCAAAAGAUGCUGUGGAUCUUAUGCAGGCACUGAAGUUUGAGAAGUUCUCCUUGCUGGGGUGGAGUGAUGGUGGAAUUACAGCACUCAUUGCUGCUGCAAAGUACCCAAAUCUAAUCCACAAGUUGGUUGUCUGGGGAGCAAAUGCCAGCGUUACUCAAGAGGAUGUGAGAAUUUACAGUGGCAUCCGAGAUGUUUCCAAAUGGAGUGAAAAGGUCAGGAAACCACUGGAAGAGCUGUAUGGACAUAAGUACUUUGCAGAAACCUGUGAGGCUUGGGUAGAUGGAAUAUCGCGCUUUGCUGAAAAUUCAGAUGGUAAUAUCUGCCAACAGUUGCUGCCAGAUAUUAAAUGUCCCACAUUUAUAAUUCAUGGUGAAAAAGACCCUUUGGUCCCACAAGCUCAUGCAGAAUACAUUCAUAAGCACAUCAAAGGCUCUCGGUUACUUCUGAUGCCAGAAGGAAAGCAUAAUUUACACCUGCGUUUUGCAAAGGAUUUCAACAGAGAAGUGGAAAAUUUUCUAUGUUGACAUGAACUGUAAAACAAGUCAGAGGUGCUUAGCCUUGGCCUUGUUUAGGAAUUUUGGUUGGCUUUCCAUUUUCAAUGGAGUUAUAGGUAGGUUUGAGUCAUGUAAGAAAAAUAUUAAACAUAUUUGCAUGAGAAGCAUAUGUCUUAAGAACAUGCAAGCCUCAGUGAUCAGAGCAUACCACUGUAUUGCUAGAUUUCUGACAUGCCUUUAAACUUACAUGUUGCCACCCAGGCGGAACAGCUGGUCUUUGUCCAAUAGAGGUUUUAAGAAAGACAGAAACCAUUAUCUUGAAUACAUGCCUUUAUGUGCUCUUAAUAUUAAAGGACAAAAAACAU